AUGACGACCACAAAAACUACACCCAAAUUAAUGAUAAAUACAAACUUAAUGCUACCGCUGUAUUCUGAUUAUCAUCUAAAUUAUACAUCAUCACCAACACAUUCUAUUUAUUUAUCAGAAGUACAGCAAAAACAACAACAAAAACGACGCAGAACACAUGCUCAAAAACAUUUACGAAAACCACAAGCAUUCGAUACUUAUUUAAAACGUGAUCGUUCCGAUUCAAUCUCUUCCACUUCGUCAUUUGAUACAGUCUCUUUGGUGACAUCAGAAGAUUUACAUUUGAAUAAUAAUUGCUAUCACAAUUGCAAAAACAAUCAUAUUGCGAUUUCGUCACUAGAACGACCCCAAUCUCCUAUUAAUGUCUCAGAAUUAAUCCGACGCGUGUCGGCAGUAAUUCGAUUUCCGAAUUUAACAGACGAUAGUAAUUCAGAAAUUGUAUCUGCUAGUUGCUCUAGCGAUAAUACUGAUGACGAAUGGGAUAGUGAAGUGGAUGACGACAAUGAAAAUUUCAUGUUUAUGAGCUCAGCUUUGCGGUCAAGAGAUUUGAGACGAUCGAAUACUUUCCCUUAA
Ambispora gerdemannii is the source of this 573-nucleotide messenger RNA. Lineage: Eukaryota; Fungi; Glomeromycota; Glomeromycetes; Archaeosporales; Ambisporaceae. The record is from the annotation of a GenBank genome assembly.